Pseudopipra pipra is the source of this 3617-nucleotide messenger RNA. RefSeq names its product fukutin (gene FKTN). Bases 22 to 1470 code for a protein of 482 amino acids. The record is from RefSeq and is a predicted model, not a curated record. Lineage: Eukaryota; Metazoa; Chordata; Aves; Passeriformes; Pipridae. Gene Ontology annotation, cellular component: Golgi membrane. The transcript is spliced from 9 exons.
GCGGCGGGGGCGCCUUACGGCAUGAAGCCGCUGUGCGGUGAGGGCAGCCGGGCAGGCGGGUUCCGAGUGCUCCAGGGGCUCCCAAUGCAGAAAAUCAACAGGAACGCGGUGCUGGCGCUCCUGUCGCUGGCCAGCCUCGUGUUCCUGCUCUUCCAGCUCUGCUACUACAAGUUCUACCUGUCGCAGAAGAAUGGAGCAGCUUUUUCCAAAGUCAGAGGAAGCCAGUCAGGCCAGGACAGCACUAGAUGGCACGUUGUUAGGAAGUUCCUAGGCUUAAUAUCCAGCCAUAAUAUUCCAGUGUAUUUGAUUGAUCCUUUGAUUCUGGGACUGGUUGAUAAAGACAUUGAGCAGAUCAGAAGCUCUCCUGAUGGCCCCAGUCCAGAAUGCAAGUAUUUCUGUGCUUCAAGAGACUUCACUACAUUUGCACUACUGGACAAAACAUGGAAACAUGAAGUGGGUCUUUUUAGAACUGCUGAGAAAAUGGGGUUCCAGUGGCUAAAGAUUAUAAACAAGGACCCCCGCUUGGAUGGGAUGGAUGACCUGUCUGGAAUGGAAAUUCCCUUGCACUACAUAUUCAAGCUUGCAUCUCAUGCCAUUCACCUGGUGGUCUUCUAUGAGAGAAGUGGAAAUUACCUGUGGCACGGACCCCUGAGGCUCAAGCAGCACAUGGACAGAAAGUUUGUACCUUUCCGGAAACUCCACUUUGGUCGCUACCCUGGAGCGUAUGAGAAACCAGAACUUCUGCAUGUUUUCAUUGACGACUUAAAAGUUCAAAUCCCAAAAAAUCCGUCCAGUUUUCUAGAGGAGAUGUCACACUCUAGAUUCCUUGAAUGUAGGUACAGAGAAGCUCGGGCUUUCUUACAGUUGUAUCCCGAUGAUGCCUCUCUUGAUGCAGUGGAAUUCAGAAUAAAAGCAAAAUCCUUGCUUCACCUGGCUGCCCUGACACUCAAUAACUUGGGAGUAAAGUUCUGGCUGAGCAGUGGAACAUGCCUUGGCUGGUAUAGACAGUGCAAUAUCAUUCCUCACAGCAAAGAUGUGGAUUUGGGAAUCUUUAUAAGGGACUACAAAGCAGAAAUCAUUCCAGCCUUUCAGAAGGCAGGAUUGCCACUGAAGCACAAAUUUGGCAAGGUGGAAGACAGCUUGGAACUCUCUUUCCAGGGAGAAGAGGAUGUGAAACUUGAUGUUUUUUUCUUCUAUGAAGAGGAGGACCACAUAUGGAAUGGAGGAACUCAGGCCAAAUCGGGCAAGAAAUUUAAGUAUUUCUUUCCAAAGUUCACUCUGUGCUGGACUGAGUUUGUAGAACUCAAGGUACAUGUGCCCUGUGAAACCCUUCAGUAUGUUGAAGCCAACUAUGGCCCAGACUGGAAGGUUCCUAUGAAGGUGUGGGACUGGAAGAGCUCCCCAUCCAACGUGCAGGACAAUGGUGUCUGGCCUGUCGACGAGUGGGAUGAUGUUAUCCAGAUCUACUGACCCCUGACUGCUGUCAGAACAUGCCUGCUGCCCUCAGAACUGUCCACUUGUGAUUGAUUCCCUGUUGCCCAAAGGCAUCAACAUCCGUUCCUUUUGUAACUUCUCAUGUGUUUCCUAAGGAGACAUUUACCUUCUUUUUGCUUAACAGGUAUUUUUUCACCUUCACCAUGCAUUUUCCAGGUGGUUAAAGGAGAAGAUGAAAGGCAGAUGAAGAGAAGGGAAGCUGAAAGAAGAGCUGCACAAAGGAAAUAGAGAAGAAAUGUUAUAGUAUACAGGCAGUUGAUUGUUUUAAGUGUAGGUGGCCAGGUGGAUUAGACUUUCCUGGGAUCAUCAAAACCUUCAGAUAGUUCACUUCUCAAACUUCAGAGAGGGUUAAGAUGGAAAAAUCUCAGGUAAGCCCCUCUUUUUUCAAAGGAGAUCCUGUGAAUAUUCAUCUUCUAAACACUAGAGUUACAAGUACCUCAGAUGUCCUUGAUUUGAGACUGACACAUUCCUACAAUAUGCAACAAGUUGCUCUUGGGAGUGGAGUGUUUCUGUUGCAUAGAAUCCGCAUGGCCAACCUGCUUUACAUGUAGGAGAUAACGGUGUAAUACUAAAUGAAUGGAUGGAGAAACUAUCCACAUUGGAUGUCUUCCAAUCUGCUUUUUUCUUUUUUAAGAACAUGAAGUUGCAUGCUGCUGGGAUGUAUUUCCCAUGAAAAGAAUAAAAUUCUGGUUUUGACAUCUCAGUUCCUAUGUUCUCCCUGUGAAAGUUUUGACUGGGUUUCAGAAAAUUAGAGCUAUCCCUAUCUACUUUCUUGCAAGUAGAUGGAAAUGGGGGUUGUUUAUAGUUUCUUGUUCACAUGGGCUUACAGAACAGAGGCCUCUGAGCACUGCAGAUCUUCCCUCUCAGCAUCAGCAGGACUGUGUACAAGUACCAACUGCUUCAUCAAAUUUGCAGCAGCAUAAUUGAAAGUGAAGUGUCAGUGCAACAUGAGGCUUUGGAUGGGAAGAAAGUAGAAGCCUGACAGCUCUCUCCUGCUUCUGAUUGUGCUUUUCCUUAAUGAAGUGAGCUUUCUUCAGCAAUUUGGAGGAGGAUAUUCACUUUUAAAGGAGUAUGUGUCCAAGUUUGUUCCAGUGCUGCUGUGCAGGGGACAACAAGGGCACUAGAGCUGCUUGUGAGUUACAACUACAGUACAUGCUACAGACCCAGGAGUACUGGUGAAUCAGUGCCAAGGCACUGGAUGGCACUCAUGUUUACUUGCAGCAAACCUGUAUCUGUUCAUCUGCAGUUUCUAGCAGUGUCCAAAGUGUGUCCAGUUCUGGAGAGGUGGCAUAGCCACAGCCCUGUGACAGUUUUACUGCUGCAUUAUUCCAGGUGCACUCUGGGGCUUCCCUGCUGUUGUCCUGGAGUGUGCUGCAUGCUUUUUCCUGCCAGUCCCUUCAGUUCCAGUUUCUUCUGCCACUGGAGCUCCCAGAGUGAAUUAUCUAUCAGCUUCUGGCAGCGACUUGUUAUGAUUGAUGGCUCUUCAGUUGGUAUGGUAACUUUGUUAGCUUUGCCUAAUUAAGAAGAGAGAGAUGUGAAAUCCUGCUAACUUGGUAAACAUUACAUCGUAUAAGGGAUAAUUUCUCAGGUAGAAUUUUCUGUAUUUUUUCCUUUAAGUGAAAAAAGCUAAUGUACUUAUGGUUUUCAUGUUCAUAACUCUGUUGUCAUGAACUUCUUUGUUUAAUAACAUGCAAAAAGCCUGUAAGUUUUUCAAGUGUGAUAGAUGCUUUAGAAUGAAAGAAGAGAUGCUGUCAGAAAAUUAUAAUCCUGUCAAAUUUUUGACUUUGUAGAUGAAAAGACUAAUGGAAAAAAACCGCAUGCCCCUGAAAGGGAGAAUGUCUUGAACAGUUGAUUAUACCUGUAAGGUAUUCUUCAGGUUAAACUGUUUUCUCUUCAGAAGAUACAAGUGUGUGUUUAACACUGAUUAAAAGAAGAAGAGUCUAAUUUGCAACUCAAGAUGCUGUUUCAUCCUUUGUUUUGUCAUCUUGGGCAGCAUUUACCACACUUCAUUGCAGUUACUGUGACAUAAUGCACAGAGAAAAAUUUUGAACUGUUUCUUACACUGCUUAUUGACUGUCUGUCUUGAGCUUUUGUUUUUUAAUAAAGAUAACUUGGACACAACA